This is a messenger RNA of Camponotus floridanus (Florida carpenter ant), 991 nucleotides long. RefSeq names its product anaphase-promoting complex subunit 10 (gene APC10). Gene Ontology annotation, biological process: anaphase-promoting complex-dependent catabolic process; protein K11-linked ubiquitination. The record is from RefSeq and is a predicted model, not a curated record. The coding region runs from base 383 to 958 and encodes 191 amino acids. Gene Ontology annotation, cellular component: anaphase-promoting complex. The transcript is spliced from 3 exons. Lineage: Eukaryota; Metazoa; Arthropoda; Insecta; Hymenoptera; Formicidae.
GUAUAGUUAUAAGUAAGAUGUAAUUAUUCCUUACUCUCUUAUAAGCGAGUUAACUGUUUUCAGCAUUUAAAAUAUAUGUAAAUGUAAAAUUUUGAAAAAGAACUUUGAAGCAGCGUAAAUGAAAUUGAAAUAUCGUUCGAGAGUAUCGAAAUUUCAAACGAAUCGAGAAUCGAGAAAGGGCACAAUUGGUUUUUAAAAUAUGCGAGAAACAUGUCAAACAUUUAUGCAUGUGUAUCAAAGAGACUAGAAAUUAACAUAAAAUUAUAUUGUUAUCUUAAUGUGAUUUGCUGUUAUUUUUCACGUAUGUUGUAAUAGCUACGACAGAGAAUUAAGAAUAAGAAGUUGAGGUUGGAACUGCUGAUUUGAAAAAUCUAACCUAACUAUGAGUAAUAAGACUAAUAACGCAGGUAAAUGUGAGAUAGACCCUGUACAGGAACAGCUGACUGGUAGAGUACGGGAAGUUGGAAAUUAUGCGAUCUGGAGUUUGUCGAGUUGCAAACCGGGAUUCGGCGUGGAUCAGCUUCGGGAUGAUAUCACGGAAACCUAUUGGCAAUCAGAUGGACAGUUACCUCAUUUAGUAAAUAUACAAUUUAAAAGAAAAACAACCAUUCGUGACAUAUGCAUCUACACAGAUUACAAACUGGAUGAAAGUUAUACUCCCAACAGGAUAAGUAUCAGAGCAGGGACCAAUUUCAAUGAUCUACAAGAGGUGGAAGUGAUGGAUUUAAACGAACCAAGUGGUUGGAUAGUAAUUCCAAUUAAAAACAUAAACGAUCGUCCCAUUAGGACAUUCAUGAUUCAAAUAGCAGUCAUUAGCAAUCAUCAGAAUGGCAGAGAUACUCAUAUGAGACAAAUCAAGAUUCAUAGUCCUGCACAGGAUAUUCUUGGCCCACCAGCGCCGUAUAUUCCAGGACAGUUUCUCACCAAUGAGUUUUUACGCUAUGCCACUAUUAGAUAAGAUUUAUAAAUGAAAAAGAAUAAAAUUUUAUUA